Messenger RNA from Durusdinium trenchii, 5213 nucleotides. The record is from the annotation of a GenBank genome assembly. Lineage: Eukaryota; Dinophyceae; Suessiales; Symbiodiniaceae.
GCCUUUUUGCAAUCUUUCAAGCAUCCUUGUGAAUGUGCGAGCUCAUGCAGCCAGGCUGGCGUCGAAACUAUGUCGCUGAGACUGCUGCAGAAGGCAACCAGCGAUGCUCCAAAAGGCAAAGGCAAGGCAAAGGGUGGGCGCCGGCAAUCGAUGAGCCUGCAGCAAUUCCAUCAGCAGACUCCGGCAGAGACAGUGAGCCACAGACCAGCCUGGGGCAAAGGUGUCUCUAUGCGGACUUCUACAUGGGCAGCAGAGGAUCCGACGCCCACAGGUGCAAGACAUUUUCAGUCAGCAGGCUCCCAGGCGAGAACAACGUCUUCUGCAUGGGUUAGAGGCCCACCCUCUUCGGCUAUAGACACCUUGUGGGACGCAGCACCAAUGGUUGAAGAGUUGUCCGAGGAUGUUUGGCAAACUCCGGGUGCUGCUGAAGCACCACCUUGGGAGGAACUUAGUGCAGAGGUUGCAGGACAACAAGAACCUGUGGGAGUCUUGGAAGAGGCUGAUGCAACAGUGUUUGCAGCUGAAACUUCACAGCCGCCAGAAACAAUGUCGAAGGAUGCGACUCAGAUGGAUGCAGAAGAGACUGCCGCUCAAAAGGACGCAGAAGCUGGUGAUGAGGAUGGGCUUUGGCUAGACAUCCGGGCCUGGUUGAAGCACUUGAACCUUUUGGAACAUCAGGAGGCCAUCUAUUCCUGGUGUGAAGUAAUGGGAGCAGCGUCUUUGGAAGAGGUCAUCGAGUGCAUCGAUGACUUGCUUGAAGCUGUGCCCAUGAAGGCUUUGCAGGCAAAGCGUUUGCAAAGCAAAGCACAGGAAUCCUUGGAAGUUGUGCGAGCGGAAGAGGCUGAAGGCGCAGGUGGAGGAACAUCCGAGGCUAUACCCGAAAGUUCAGGAGGCGCUGGAACAAAUGGCACCAGCCACCAUGCUGAUGAUGCUCCUCCCAAAUCUUCUGGAGCAGCCAGGGUUCAAAGCUUCUACAAAAGCUUAGCAACAUUGGAUGAUGAGAGCCCUUACUUGAAGCAGAGACCGACUGAGAAAGCCACAUGGGUGCCUACAGUCAAAGCUGCUUCGCAAGGAGGGCGCAAACGUCAACAGAAGGAGCGAUCCAAAGGGGUCGAGCAGGCCAAGUCCACUGAAGACUUGGAAGAACAGCGGAAGCGCGAAGAGGCACAACGGCUUCUGGAACAGCAGCUUCGAGAGGAGCAGGAGAAGAAGCUGGCAGACGCUAGAGAACUUAUCGUAGCUGCGUUGGAGCGCCACGAUUCUCAGGCGUUUUCCUCUGCAGUGGCGAAUGCCAAGGAGGUUGGCCUGCCUGCAGCUGAAGUGAAAGAGGCAGAGCAGCAGCUGAACUUGGCACUUCAAAGGAGGCUUCAGAAGCGAAACGAUGCUUUGUGUGCUCUCCAAGCCAUGCUGGAAGCUCCAAAGGACGAGCGCUUUGGGCCUGCAGUUCGCAACGCAUUUGAAGAGGCACAGGCAGAGGGCGCAAUCGAGCACCUGCUUGGUGGAGCUGCAGCUGAGUUGGCUACAAGAAAGGCUCUACAGGAGUGGGAGCUGGCCGAGCAACAGAGGGAAGACUCCCGGAUGGCUUUGCAGUUUGCUUUGCGGCAAAGCCAAGUGGAAACUCUGCAGGUUGCGUUGAGCGAAGCGAAGAAGGCAGGCCUGGCAGACGACUGCGGCCUCAUGGCCGAGGCAGCAACGCUGUUGCAGGCAUUGCUAGAGAAGGAGAAGAAGGAAGCUGAGGCGAAGCAGAAGUUGCAAAAGGCCUUGGCUGAACAGGACUUGGUGCUUUUAGAAGAGGCGGUGCUCCUUUGCAAAGAGCUGCACUUGCCCCUCCGAGGUGCUGAUGAAACCUUGCGGAAGUGGAGGAUUGAGGCAGCUGAAAAGCAAGCAGCUGAACAAAGACUUCAGGCUGCCUUUGAGGCUGAAGACCCAUGUGAAGUGAGAGAGGCUAUCGCGCAUGCCAGGUCGAAGCUGGAGUCCACAGUACUUCAAGCUGCUGAGGAUAAAGUGGCUGCCAUGGAGGCGUUGGCCAAACGCCGCGAGAUGGCAUACGCUGAGUUGUGCUUGGCCUGCAAUGCUCGAGACACCCGACGACUCCAAACCGGUUUGGAUGCUGCAAAGAAGGUGGGACUACCUGCUGAACGGUUGCAGGAUGCUGAGGAUGCCUUGCAGGAGCUGCAGGAUCAGGAAGCAAUACGCCAGAGAUUGUGCGAAAUGGUGAACCAGGCCAUUCAGCAGCGCGAGCUGUCAGGGCUGAAGCAGGCCUUGCUGGAGGCGCAGAGUGAGCUGCUUGGUGAGGAGCCUGUGAUGCAAAAGGCUGAGCAAAUCUGCGUGGAGUUGGAAGAGGAGGCCAGACGCCAAGCCGAAGCCGCCCUGCGGAGGAGGUCUGCAGAAGCUCUCGUUGCAGCGGUUGAUGCUGGGGACUGGGACCGAAUCCAGCAGGCACUUGAAGAGGGACUUGCAGCUGGCUUGGCCGAGGAGGGAGCACCAGUUCGUGCUGCUCAAGCAAAGUUGGAAAGCUUGCGAGAGGCCCACGAGCAGCAGGAAGCUCAGCUCAUCGUGCAAGAAACACAGGCACGCUUGGAGGAACUUUGUGCUGUUGAAGGAAGGCUCUCAGGGCCCAGCCACAAGAAAGAGCGCUCUGCGAUCGGCAAGGAGAUCAUGAAGCUUCGGGACAGCGAAGCUUAUAUCUCUGCAAGAAACUUCCUCAAAAACCCGCAGCAGGAGCGCCAGCGUCGAGAAGAGCAGAGGCUUGAGAUUGAGAAGCGAGCGGCGGAAGAGAAGGAGCGUCGAAGGCGCAGAGCUGAGCAAGCACCACAAGAGCUGGCAAUGGCUCUGGAGGCAGGUGACGAAGAUGCCCUCCGUGCAUUGCUGGUGGAGGCAGAGUUGGCUUCGUCAGAUGCACAAGCGGCGGAAGGCUUUCUCGCAGAGUGUGAAGAAAAAAGGCGUAGGGCCGAGCGUGACGGAGCUUUGCUGGAGUUUUGCUUCGCAAACUUGGACAGACGUGCUUUCUUCCAGGCAUCUGUCACGCUGGUGGCUUUCUUCACCGACCAGUACUUGAUGCAUGAGGGGAGCGACUUCAAGCUGAAGGUGGUGAACGCAGCCCACUCCGUACUGGUGGCAUUUCGCAGCAAAGAAUACGCCGAGGCAGUGAAAGCAACAGCUGUGGCACUUGCCCAACAGUCUAUCUCUCUAGCCGAAAGUGCUGUCGUGGCAGAAGCCUCCAUCAGAGGUGCUGUGGACUUCAGCUCUCAGGCGGAGGAACUGCUGGUGAGUGUUCGCCAAGACGCAGAGGCAAACGGAAGGGUAGUGCGCAGAAAGAGUUUGCAAAAACCUAUUCUACUAACAUCGUGGAAGGCCCUGAAAUCUCGGCCUGCGCGGCCUGAGUGUGAUGAAGCUAUUCAGGCCGCAGCGGCUCGUUCUAGGGGUGAAGGAAGGCAGCUGUCGUGCAAAGCGUCCGCUUUGUUGCGGGCGACCUCUACAACCACUGCGGAGGACUCGCGGCGGCCGAGGGACACGCCUCCUUCAGGUGCAACGAGAACAAGUGAACGCGGUGGCCUCUACACUGGCAAAGGUUGGGAAAUUGCUUGACCUUUUGAUCUUUUUGUGAUAUAUAUAUAUAUUAUCUAUAGCAAGAAACAUCAAUAAACUCAUUGCAGGGAAAGGAAAGGUAUUUGGUAGUAGUCCUGGCCUCGAUGUUUCCCAGACUUGAACAACACCAGGCAAGAUGUGCAAAAUAUCUGGCUUUGCAGACUGAAUAAAUGCCGUUGUUGUCGCAAGCUAUUGCAGCUAUUGGGUCUCUACAUUAUGAGCUUUGCGUUUUCUGUCAUCAGUUUGUCCCUUUCGCCUUGCAAGUAGUGCAACAUAAUAUACGUUGAAGUUGAACAGCCCUGUGCUACUGAAGUCCCAGUUUGGCUUCCGCAGUCUCCACAUUCAAACGAAGAUGAAUCGCUUAAAUUGUUGAAGCCCAGGUUCCGCUGAUCCAGAUGUUUCUGGGCUUAUUAAUAUACUUAUUUUGAGGGCAGACACCGCUGGCAAAGCGUCCUCCAAGAGGAUUUAAGAGGAUUUUGUUUGACACUUUCUCAAGAUGUGUUUCAAGAAGAGAUGGCAGCGGCAACUCUUGACAUGCAACCAGCACAUCAAGCAGCUGUGAGGUCUUUAAGAUUCCGAAAAGUUCUGCGGUGCUGCAGAAAGAUCCUGGGAAGGCAAAGACCUUUCAAGAGGAUUUAAGGCGUGGGAAGUUGGUUCAGAUCUGGGCCGGGCUAAGGCGUACCAUCCGAUGUUGUUUCAUGCUCGACAUGUUUUCCCGUGUUUCGAUGCAUCGGUGGUGAGACGAUAUACUGUAGUUCUUUAUAUAUAUACUGUAGUAGUUUUCUGUCGUUGGCAACCAUGCAAGGGACAAAGGUUUCUCCGCAAUGUUUUUGCGUCAAGAACGACAACGUUGAAGCUUCAGCCAUGGGCAAGAAGAGAAGUAGGUCAUCCAGCUCUUCUGAUUCUUCGUCCUCUUCAGAGGAUAAAAAGAAAAAGGACAAGAAGAAGAAGAAGGAAAAGAGGGACAAAAAGAAGAAAAAGGAAAAGAAGAAGGACAAAGAAAAGAAGGAGAAAAAGGAAAAGACAUUGCCCUUGGUGACACCAAUGGUUCCCAGAUUGAGUGCAGCAGAGGAGCGAGAGCGCCUUCUUCGGGCCAAAGCGCCCGUUGCAACACAAGAGGCCUCAGAAGCAGCCCGGUUCGAUCAGGCUAAGGCACGUCUUGAAGCGUUGAGGGCACAGCAGCAAAAGCCUGAAAAAAGUGUGCCUUACUCGGUGCGAAAGCCAAACUGGUGAGAACUGGCUUGCUUGUACGUUGCUCAAAGCAAUCACGAGAAGAUCAACACCUUUGAGAUCGAGACUGGAGUUCCACAGGGUUCGAACUGUAGAUUUUGAAGGUCUUUGGCUGGAUGAGAUUGAUUUGGCCAGACAAGUGGCGGACCGGUAUCGACAGCGGAGAAAUGCAGAGCACUCACAGCAGAGCAAUCUUGUCAGGGUUUGCAACUUGUUUAGGGUGCUGCCUCACUUGUGUAUUUUUCACCCAGUGAUUGCUGCCUCAGCCCAGCAGCGCCUAGCGCCAUUAGUGAGAAAAGGCUUUGAUCAUGGUGUGCACGUGGUUGUCACCAUCAUGAAACUUGUUCUGAGAAUAACAUAAGCAACCAGGGCAUGAUGAAUACCUUCUGUCGUUG